AUGAUUGGGCUUUUCUGUAUUACGAUGCUCCUCUUAACCCUAGCGCAGGCUCGAGCCAUCGUGACCAACAAAUGCCAGCAUAACGUGUGGAUCUGGUCCUUUCCAUUCCUCGGUCCUAGUCACACUGAAAACGUCCCUGUCAAGCCUGGAGGCCAAUACCGGGAACCCUGGCGUCUCGGAUCGAUAGAUGUCCCUGGUGUAGCAAUCAAGAUUUCGACGCAAUCAGAUGGCAUCUACACGCUUGUGGACGAAAUUGACUUUGGCUAUUCAAUCAAGAACAAAGAUAAGUCCAAGGUUUGGGUUCACUUGACCUCAGUUGAUGGAGACUAUCUCCGCCAUAAUCUCACUUUUCAUAGCUGCGCCUCCCAGUACAACUCGACUGACGUUGUGGCGCAUGAGUGCGAUGCAACAGACGAGGUGGAAUUGGUCCUAUGUGGGACCACUCGCACCAUACCCACCAAGGACAUUGCGUCUCUUGAGCAGAUCCGAGCCUGCUAUUGCCCCAAUGGCGAUGAUAUCGAGGUACCUGAUCGGCUUGAGUACCACGGAUCCUUUGAGCAAUUCCCAACCGACAUUGACGCGGAUGAACUCGAGGAACAGCUGCAGAAUCCCCGAUUCACCACUCCUUGGCACUGCAACAACCACUGGUUUGACCCUUUGACAUGCCACAAAUUGAGGACCAACGAUGAGCCAUCAGUAGACGAAAACCCUCUUUAUGGAGACGAUUCUCCAGUCAGUUAUGAGGUACUCAUCAUCACCAAUCCACCAGUCGUUCGCAACUGUCAAGCUAGGGUGAUCUACCCAGGAAGACGAACCGCCCAUGCAUCGCCCACACCACGAGCCACGUCCACGUUUCCGCUCAAAAUUCGCGAGCAGCAUACGUCGCUGUGCCAGCUGAUCGAGAAACACCACCCUGGAGCCAUACGAGACUGCCACGAGGAAGUGGUCAAGGCCCAUGCUCGCGCUCUCCACCCUCACAUGUGCGAUCCCAAGUACAAGUUGCUUUUGAUAGGCUUUUCUUGCGAACAAGUAGCCAAAAAGCUCGAGGAGCUGUAUCCAGAUGUCGUGAGCGACACAAAGACGAUUGGACAAAGGUACAAUGUUGAGCGCAGGGAAUGCUUGUCCAACUUUUGCGAGCCAGUAAUCCCUGGGGUCGACUGCAUCCAUGCUGCAUACAUGUUGAGAGCUACGAUUGAAUCAUUGGGUAUGAGCUAUACCGACGUGAUCAACGAGGACUUGGAAGGAUGUGCGCCCACGCCGAUGCUUGCUCUUGAUGGGCGCCCUGUAAUUUAUAUCUUGAGGCUCUGUGCUGCACUGUAUGCGGAAUCCGAGUGCGAAGAUAUUCAGGCUUCGCUCAAACAUAAUGCCAAGGGCGGGAUAUACCAGGACAUUGAGUUCAGCAUUGAUGCUACCAUCUGUGGCAACUGA
This is a messenger RNA of Bipolaris sorokiniana ND90Pr, 1428 nucleotides long. RefSeq lists its product as uncharacterized. The record is from RefSeq and is a predicted model, not a curated record. The coding region runs from base 1 to 1428 and encodes 475 amino acids. The transcript has a single exon. Lineage: Eukaryota; Fungi; Ascomycota; Dothideomycetes; Pleosporales; Pleosporaceae.